AUGGUCUCGUUGCGCAAUAUAGCUCUCUUUGCGCUCACCUUGGGCGGCGGAGUUACUGCGUCGAACGGAGCUUACUUCAAGAGAGCGCCUGAAGAUAUGUCUACGACUGCUGUUACAAAGACAACCGCAACAACUGAAUCUGCUAUGUCCAUAACUACAAGUGGUGCCGAAUCUUCCGUGACUUCGAGCUCUUCUAGUUCUACAAAGACCCCUACACCAACAUCUAGCCCUAUCGAUGAUUCGGAAACCCAAGGGUCAGCAACGGAGGAGCCAGCUCCGGAGGCUACUGGAGAACGCCCAAAGGAAGCUCAGGCAUGCAGCUCAGAGAAUGAUCUUUCCGUCAAACCAUUCUGUUCGCCUCAUGAUCAACAGGAGGUGUACGCUGAAGACACUUACUAUGCAACUUGGCUUCCUUCACUUCUCGACCCCAAUGCUACCGUCAAGGUUGGCAUGGACUAUGUCAACCUCACCGCUAACGAGGGGCCAUUAGCGUUUAUCUCCAGCAAAACACCAAGCAGUUAUGGCUACGUUACCAUUACCAUGAAGAAGGACUGGCUUAAGGGCGAGAAACGCAACAACCUGACCAUGUAUCUGGAUGAAUUAUUGCCAGGCAAGGACAGGAUCCAUCACAUCGGCCCUACCAUCUCCCUCGUCAAUAAACCACCAAUGCACUAUCCACCACCUCCCCCAACACCAGCACCCAAACCUCUUGGGCUCCUUAUCGGUCUACCUCUUGGUCUUGGUGCUGUUGUCCUGAUUCUACUUGGUCUAUGCAUUGGUAUGAAACAGCACCGCCGUAUUGGGUUGAGUAACAUCAUGGGCAGACGCAAUAAGGGUUACGGUGGCAGCAGAGCCAGAGCCAUGAGAAGUGGCCGUGGAGCUGGCGGAUCCAUCAGAUUGGAUGAUAUGGAAGAUAACGGACAGCAAUACUCCGACAACUCUGAACCGCUUCCAUCGCGUCAGCAAAUAAUUUCAGACACAGAAACUUUCAAUGAAGUACAAAGACGCGAGGGCAAUGCUUUCAGACAGGAGCUGGCCCGCUUGAAGAACUGGAAAUGA
This is a messenger RNA of Microsporum canis CBS 113480, 1059 nucleotides long. RefSeq lists its product as hypothetical. The record is from RefSeq and is a predicted model, not a curated record. The transcript has 3 exons. Bases 1 to 1059 code for a protein of 352 amino acids. Lineage: Eukaryota; Fungi; Ascomycota; Eurotiomycetes; Onygenales; Arthrodermataceae.